Molecule: messenger RNA, 1840 nt
Organism: Eufriesea mexicana
Lineage: Eukaryota; Metazoa; Arthropoda; Insecta; Hymenoptera; Apidae
Gene: PIG-T
Product: phosphatidylinositol glycan anchor biosynthesis class T
Exons: 9
Coding region: 134-1840 (568 amino acids)
Biological process (GO): attachment of GPI anchor to protein
Cellular component (GO): GPI-anchor transamidase complex
Source: RefSeq, a predicted model, not a curated record
UUCAUGUUCAUCCUCUUUUCAUCGAUAUACGCCGGAAGGCGUGGUAAAUCGAAUAUGAUUUAUACGAUACAGUAAAAGUCAUUGGAAGCGAUAUUAUAGAUACAUUGAAAGUAUUCCAUACUUACUCGGUAUAAUGCAUUCUGAAAUAUCACUGUUAUUUUCUAUCUUUAUCAGUUUUAUAAAAUUUGCAUCGUCGCAAAAUGACUUUUUCGAUGAAGAAUUAAUGUUAAAACCAUUACCGAGUAAUCAUGUUUACGCAUACUUCCAAUUUACUACUGUAUGGGAAACCACGAAAGACAUAAAUACAUUUCAACAUUCUCAUUUAUUUCCAAGAGGACUCGGUGAAAUUAUAAGUCGUCACAAUGUAGAUGAAUUACACCUUACAUUGACCAGAGGAUUAUGGAAUUACCAAAAAUGGGGAUAUCCUUAUCAUGAUGCUGGUCCCGGUGCUGAGAUAUCUACAUGGUUCCAUAAGGAUGUCGAUAACGUUGAUGAUGAAUGGAAAGGUUUAACGAAUGCCUUGGCUGGCUUAUUUUGUGCCUCUUUAAAUUUUGUUAAUCCUGCGAAUAGUAUGUCUCCAGAAUUCACAUUCCGACCUACAGGUGUGAUAGAUCACAAUGUUAGUUCUAGUCAUUUACGUUAUUCGUCGUUACCGAGGGAAAUAGUUUGUACCGAAAAUUUAACUCCGUUUAAGAAACUGUUGCCAUGUAACUCUAAGAAAGGUUUGUCAACCUUAUUAAAUUCUGCUUAUAUUCACAAUACAAAUUACCAUUCCAUUGGAAUACAUUUUCGAGUUAUAUGCUCUAACACAAUGUGUACUAAAACUUCGCUGGAAUUACGUCAAUCUGUCUCAUUGAUAUAUGACACUAUGACAGAUGUAUCACAGGAUUGGUCAAUUCGAAAAUUUUUUGGACUGGGUAUCAAAGAAGCAUGUCCUCUUGCUACGUUAAGCAAUGUAUAUAUUGAUAUAUCUAGUAACGUUACAAAUCAAAUCUAUGAAUUAGUACCUUCGCCAACUGCAAAAAUCGUUAGUCUCCGAGGAGGACAAUUAAACGAAAUAGCAGUUUACGACAUUAGAUCACAUUCCAUAACAGGAAUAUUUAAUAUUGGAGUUGUAUAUAACACUAAACCUACAGCUGGUUUAAAUUAUCCUUCAGUUUUGUACGCAAAUAGAUAUGUCAUUGGAUAUGGGCAGGAAAGGGGUAGUUUAGUAACAAAAAUUUACAAUAAUUACUGGAAAACGCUCGACAUUGUUUUAUUAGAAAGUAUACCAUGGUAUUUACUAGUAUAUUUACAUUCUGUCACAAUAACUUGUGGAUCAAAAAAUAUUAUACCAUUGGCACAGCGUUAUCUACCAGGCAAGGAAAGAAAAAGCCCAUAUUAUUUGGAAUUAAUUUUACGCCUACCGCCACACUCAGUAACUAAAUUCUCUAUAGAAAUGGAUUAUUCGUUUCUUAAGUGGCAAGAAUACCCACCAGAUGCCAAUCACGGAUUUUACAUGGGUCCUGCUAUUAUCACUGCAUUACUUCCAAUUGCAAGGAAUUAUACCGCAUUGCCACUCGAUGGAAGUACCAUUACGUCAAGUUUUAACGCUUCGAGAGAAGGAUACAUUGUACAAAUGAGAACUGAAUCUUUAUUAAUUAGUCUACCUACGCCUGAUUUCAGUAUGCCGUACAAUGUAAUUUGUUUAGCUUGUACAGCAGUUGCUCUAGCUUUUGGCCCACUUCAUAACAUUACAACUAAAAGAUUAGUUUUGAAACGUGUUGAAAUGGAUUGGAAGAAGGAAUUCUUAUCAUCUUUAUUUAGAAAAAUUAUGAAACCAAAGAAAAAACCAGAAUAA